UAAGUUGUUGCAUGCAUUUACAAUUCGAUUUUGGAAAAUGUGAUAUCUGAAGGUAUUUCUACAACAAGGCUUCUUUAGUUUGAAAAUGUGUUGUCAUAAUUAUUUUUUAAAAGAAUAAUUCUGCUCACAAUAAUGCUGCUCACAAUAUAAAAUGCAUUUAUUUUUGAAAAAUGGAAAUCAGCAAAGAUGGCUCGUUGUUAAUUUAGAUGAUGGAAAUAUACCUAUGAUUGUUGGGUUAUCAAAUAAAGAAACAAGUACAAUAACAAUUAAUUUAGAACCUGCAAUAUGGUUUAAAGUAAUGUUAUUGGAAUCUGUAAGCAUUGAUUGUUCUACUAGAGUUGUGUCAUGGACUAAUGGUCAGCAUCAUAAAGGUAGAUUACGCCCAAAAAAUGGUGGACAUACUUAAAAAUGAUUCCUUUGAAACAACAUCACAAAACAAACUUGAGAAUUUAUUGGAAGCUCGAAAGUUACGAGAUAUUAAGCAUGGUAAACUAGAAACUUUAAUCAUCACAAGAGCAACCAUUCAUAAUGGUCUAACUUUUUUGAAUGAUGAAAAUGAACUAAAUGAGUCAUGCCGUCAUUAUCUUAAUCUACAUAAUUUAGUUGUUGAUGAAAAGAAACUUGUGAAGUUUUAUAUGGAUCAAAAGGUACGUGCUCUGAGUGUUAGAGAAUGCAUACAAACUGUGAUAAGUGAUUUAGAAAAAGGACUUCAGUCUUGUGGAGAAGAGUUCACAGUUGAUGGAAAACGCAUCACAGAUGUAAUGGAUGGUUUGAAAUCUUUACCUGAAUGGCAAACAUUGACACAACAGAUAGCUUCAAUGGUUUAUGAUACCAGUCAUCCUAUCGGUAAUGUUUUUAAAAGUUUCUAUCAAAAUUUUGAAUCAAAAUGUAAAACUGUUUUAAAAGCAAGUCAUUCUUCUAAGUCAUCUUUAUUGCUAGCUUAUGAAGAUUACGUAGUUGUAGGAGAAAAUGAAGCUGACUUUAAUAAAUAUUACCUUGAUGAUCAAAAAAAUCUAAUUAUGAUUCAUCUCUAUAAUGUUACAGAAAUGCUUUCAAGCUAUUUUACUGACACUCAUCUUAUGUUUAUGCGAAAAGUGCGUCUUUGUUAUGAAAGAUGUUUUUAUGAUCGUAUUGGGAGAUAUCUUAUGCAUCUCUAUUAUGUAGCAUAUGCUCAAGAUAUCCAGUCUAUUAAAAAGAGAGUAAUUAUGUUAAAACAAGUGGAAAACAAGUGCAACAAGUUAGGAUUGCAGAUUAAUAAUGAAUGGUGGCUUUCAUUAUUGGAAUCUGAUACAGAAUCGUCUGUCACAGAAGAUUCAUCGAGUGAUAGUAAUUCUUACAUAAUAAGUUUUUCAGAUUGUGAUGAAGAAGAAUACCACUCUAGCGACAGUGAGCUCUAUUUGAAACAGGAUUCAGUUCAUAAAAUUAAACGCCACCUAAAGAAAUCAAAAAAAGCAGUCUUACUUCGAUCUAUGAAAAACGGACAAUUUUUAGAUCUUGAUGAUUCAAGUUCAGAUUUGAUUAAAUCAGGAUGUUUACUUUUAAAAAAUGAAGUAGCAGAAAAAAACAAUAAUUUUGUUAGUUUAAAUGAAUCUCCAUUAUCUUACAGCCCAGUGAUUUCAACAAAAUGUAUUAAAGCCCAAAGUAAUUGUCAUAACAAAACUGAUGAAGUUGAUACCUUUGAGAAGCAUUUUGAUGCAGCAGUUAAUUCAAUAAAAAAUACAUUUUCUCACUUUAGCCCACUUAAAAAAAUGCAGUGUUUGACAAAAGCUCUGCAAAUCAUCGCUAAUAAAGUUGAAGAAUUAAGAAUGCGAGAUAGAAUCAUAGAUCGAUCCAAUGUUGCAGUUGGUGCUGAUGAUUUGCUGCCAUUACUUGCUUUAAUAUUUCUUAAAAUGACACCUAAUGAUAUAGGUAAAUUGUAUGUUGAGCUUUUGUUUAUAUCUGAUUUAAUGGCAGACUUUUUGUCAUCUGGUUGUCAUUCAUACGCGUUAUGUGAAUUUCAAAUAGCUUUUCGUGUUUUAGACCAAACAUGUGAAGAAUUAUCUUUAUUAUAACAUUUAUUCAAAAGAAUUUUUUUACAUUUAAAAAAAAAAAAAAUGUUUUUGUUUAUUUAUAUAUCUUUUAUAAUUUUAAAUUGGUUUUUACAUACUUUUUUUU
This is a messenger RNA of Hydra vulgaris (swiftwater hydra), 2154 nucleotides long. The record is from RefSeq and is a predicted model, not a curated record. NCBI's taxonomy places the organism in Eukaryota, Metazoa, Cnidaria, Hydrozoa, Anthoathecata, Hydridae.